Molecule: messenger RNA, 619 nt
Organism: Neocloeon triangulifer
Lineage: Eukaryota; Metazoa; Arthropoda; Insecta; Ephemeroptera; Baetidae
Gene: RpL35A
Product: large ribosomal subunit protein eL33
Exons: 4
Coding region: 110-574 (154 amino acids)
Biological process (GO): cytoplasmic translation; ribosomal large subunit biogenesis
Cellular component (GO): cytosolic large ribosomal subunit; ribosome
Molecular function (GO): structural constituent of ribosome
Source: RefSeq, a predicted model, not a curated record
CUUUUCGGCUGCGCUUGGCUGCGCUCAGGCGUUUCCGACCCUCAGAAAGCUCGCGAGUGAAGCUCCACCCCCUCUGUUUUUACUGCCGCCUGCUUAGAAAAACGACAGAAUGGCAGACACAGAAAAGAAGCCGACCAAGCCGAAGGCGCCUAAAGAGAAGAAGAAGGCCGCCCCUGCCCCUGCUGCAGCCCCAGCUACCAGCGAAGCACCCAAGAAGGUUGCGAGGAGGCCGCUCAAGAGGCACGGCCGUCUGUACGCCAAGGCUGUCUUCACAGGUUACAAGCGCGGCCUGAGGAACCAGCACGAAAACACUGCUCUGCUCAAGCUUGAGGGGUGCAAAAACCAACAGGAAACUCAGUUCUAUGUUGGCAAGAAGUGCGUCUUCGUCUACAAGGCCAAGAGGAAGACGAGGGUACCUAACUCAAACAAAAAGAGCAAGGUGCGCGCUAUUUGGGGAAAGGUGACCAGACCACAUGGCUGCAGUGGCAGUGUCAGGGCAAAAUUCAGACGCAACCUUCCUGCUAAGGCUAUUGGACAUCGCAUUCGCAUUAUGCUGUACCCGUCUCGAAUUUGAAGCUCUGUUCCAAAAUUAUUAAAAUAAACAUUUGGUUUAACACAA